AUGACGGCGGAUCCGGUGGCAACUUUUGCUCUAGGCAACAUUGCUCGAAGCCCAGGAGAUUCUACAGGUAAUAAUUCUUCAAAAUCAAUGGAACUCGAAGCAUUUUGGGCGCCAUUCCUUCUCUUGCAUCUUGGUGGCCCAGAUACUAUCACUUCUUACUCAAGAGAAGACAACGAGUUGUGGUCAAGGCGCCUUCUUGAGUUUCUUUUUCAAGUUGUAACAGCAAUUUAUGUAUUUAUGCGGUCCUUGAGAAAACACCCUCUCUCACUUUUAGCUAUUCCUAUGUUGAUCACUGGAAUUCUCAAGUAUGGAGAGAGGACUUUGGUGCUCAAGCUUUCAAGUGCCAAAAAACUUAAAGAUUCUUUGUACCCGGCUCCCGAUCCUGGUCCAGAUAUUCUUGGACGUGAUACAGUACUCGACAUGGAUACUGUUACACAAAUGGGGACAAGCACUGAUUUGGUACCAGUAAGAAUUGAAAAAAGUGAAUGCAGCAACCCCAAAGACGAUUAUUUGGCUUCUCAUUUUUUAUUCAAGAGAUUUAGGUAUCUCUUUGCCGACUUAGUUCUUGGUUAUCACGAACAAAAGGAGAGCUAUGACAUAAUUCGGAUAAGGUCAGCAGCAGAAGCCUUCAAAUUGGUGGCAAUUGAGCUUGGAUUCAUGUAUGAUGUGCUCUACACCAAGGCAACCAUAGUUUAUUCCAAAUUCGGGAUCCUUCUUCGUUGCAUCUACCUCUUCUCUCAUAUUUUUGUAUCAGUUUUCUUCUUAAUCAUCAUUCAGAAGCAUGCCUAUCCAACAAUAGACGUCUGCAUAACUUGUGUACUCCUCUUUGGGGCUGUUGUUCUGGAGAUCUUUUCAUUCAUCGCACUAGUUCUUUUCUCCGACUGGUCAAAACUUUGGUGGACCAAGCUCAAAAACGCAAAACGUGUUUCUACAUCCUGUUGUAAUUGUUUACUUGCGAUCAAUAGUAAGAGGUGGUCGAGAUCAAUGGGUCAGAAAAACCUAAUAAGUUAUUGCCUUGAACGUGUAUCCGUGAGGAGUUUUCAAAAUGUAUUUGGCAUCAACGAACUCUGGAGCUUGACUUGGAAAGAUGUCAAUGAUGAUUUGCAGGAAUUCAUCUUCAAGCAGCUAUUAAAUAAAGGCAAGAAAAUUGAAGAGGGCGGUUUCACUGUCGAGCUAUGCAAAGAAUUCUUGGCUCAGAGAGGAGAUUAUGCGCUUAGUGAAAGGUUCUGUCUUGAUGAAUUUCGUUGGAGCACACUUGAUGUGGAGUUUGACCAUAGCCUUCUUCUUUGGCACAUUGCAACUGAUCUUUGUUAUUACAGCGAUUUCAAUGAGGACGAUCCCGAUAAUCUUCAUCCCAAAUGUAAGAUCAUUAGCAAAUAUUUAUCAGAUUACAUGUUGUAUCUGUUAAUCAUGUGUCCAAAUAUGUUGCCCAAAGGAUUUGGUGAGAUGAGAUAUAGAGAUACAUGUGCUGAGGCUGUAAGAUUUUUCCAAAAAACUGUUUCUAGAGCGUCUCAUAGAAGUGAUAAAUCCUCUAAAAUAAGAAAAGCUUGUAGGAACAUUCUUCAAGUCAACACCGAUUCCUCACUAGAAAGAAAGAAAGGAGAUAAAAGUAAGUCAGUUCUAUUUUUUGGAUGUAGGCUUGCUAAGCAAUUGCAAGCACUGGAAUUCGAAGAGGAUGGGAUGAAUAAUAUUGAAGAAAAAUGGGAGAUGAUAAGUGAAUUUUGGGUGGAAAUGUUGGCAUAUGCUGGAAGUCUUUGUGAAUGGAAAGAACACGGUCAACAGCUUAGGAAAGGUGGAGAGUUGAUUACUCAUGUUUCUCUUCUUAUAACACAUCUCGGCUUAAGUGAAAAAUAUCAAGUCAGGUCGCGAUUGGGUAUCUGGAGUGCUUUCUUUGCUGAGAUGUUGGCUGUGAUUAUUGUUAUUGAAAUUGCCUCAUCUAAGGAGUGGUUGUCAGUUUGGUUAGAUUGUGACUCAGUUUCUGUUGUGUAUUGUUUGCUUAAUCCUAACUACCAACCUCCAUGGAAACUCUAUGUCGCUGGAAUAAUUGUCGCUCUAUAUCAUGCAAUGUAUCAGGAUACUGGCUUCGAAUUGUUAUCGAGAAGGCUUGUUAAGCAAUUGCAAGCACUGGAAGUCGAAGAUGAUGGGAUGAACAAUAUUGAAGAAAAAUGGGAGAUGAUAAGUGAAUUUUGGGUAGAAAUGUUGGCAUAUGCUGGAAGUCGUUGUGAAUGGAAAGAACAUGUUCAAUAG
This is a messenger RNA of Pistacia vera, 2247 nucleotides long. RefSeq lists its product as uncharacterized. The transcript has 3 exons. Lineage: Eukaryota; Viridiplantae; Streptophyta; Magnoliopsida; Sapindales; Anacardiaceae. The coding region runs from base 1 to 2247 and encodes 748 amino acids. The record is from RefSeq and is a predicted model, not a curated record.